UCAGCUUUUGAAGAAAGUCCUGCAGCUGAGCUGCUAGCAUUGGCGAAGCAAACAGCUGGACUCAAGCUAAACAGCUAUACCUACUGCUGCACAGCAAGCAGAGAGAGAGAGAGAGAGAGAGAGAGAGAGAGAGAGAGAGAGAGAGAGAGAGAGAGAGAGAGAGAGAAAGAGAAAGAGAGAGAGGGAGAGGAGAGAGACUCUGUCUGCAUCACCAUGAAUCCGAUCUUGCCGGCUGACAGGGACCCGAUCGAGGAGCUGAUGCUGCUGAUGGCUCAGAGCCUGAGCAGCCUGGAGAUCAGGGAACACUUCAACGUCAUCAAGGAGAUCGGGAGAGGGAAGUACGGGAAGGUGCUGCUGGUCAGCCAUCGCUGCAGAGGCACUCUAAUGGCCCUGAAGGUGAUGCCCAAGACCUCGACCAAGCUGCAGGGAUUCCUGCGUGAGUAUUGCAUCUCUCUGCACCUGUCCAGUCACCCCUGCAUCGUGGGGCUGUUCGGCAUCGCGUUCCAGUCUGAGGAACACUAUGGAUUCGCUCAGGAGCUGGUCCUCGGAAAGGACCUCUUUGCUGUCAUCGAGCCUCGAGUGGGCAUCCCAGAGACUGUGGUGAAGCGCUGUGCCCAGCAGAUCGCCAGCGCUCUGGAGUACAUCCACAGCAAGGGGCUGGUCCACCGGGACAUCAAACCCGAAAACAUCCUUCUGUUGGACCGGGCCUGCUGUCGGGUGAAGCUGGCCGACUUUGGGUUGGCUCAGAAGAGGGGCUCGCAGAUCCAGCUCGUCUCCGGUACCCUGCCUUACAUGUCGCCAGAGUUGUGUGCUAUGGGAGUCUCCCCAGACACCGACAGCAAGUCAAGAACGAUCCUCAUUGUGGAACCCAGCCUGGACACCUGGGCCUUCGCCGUGGUCCUUUUCUGUCUCCUAACCGGAUACUUCCCCUGGGAACGCUGCACCCCCAGCGACCUUUUCUACCAAGAGUUUGCAGAGUGGUGCCAAGGGGAGCCGGGCGAAUGGGAGGUGCCCUCCCAGUGGAAACGCUUCAGCGACAGCGCGCUUGCCAUGUUUAAGAAGCUGCUGGCAGUAAGAGCCCAGGAUCGCUACCCAGUCACUGAGGUGCUGGCUUACCUAGAUGAGGAGUGGGCGAAGCUUCCUGUGGCAGAGAACCAGAAUGAAGAUGAGACGACGACUGUGGGCUGCCAUGGAAAGGGAUUCAGUGUGUGCAGGACAGCUUCUCACUAUGGAAGUCCAACGCAAAAGGAUAUGCAGUAAGGAAGAGUCUUUGAAAACCCUAGCUAGGUGAUUUUAAUCAGUGAAUGGACUGCUUCAUUGGGACCUUUUUUUUUAAAACCAAGGCAAAAAGCAAGUAAAAAAAUGUAUAAAGCCAACAACUAAGCCGGUAAUUGGUUCUGAGCAGCGGAAAUGAUUAUUUACUCCUCUUGAAAAUGAGCAUUUGCUUCAAAAAAAGGGCCUCUUGUACAUAGGUCUAACUGAAAAUGUAUUUUGUACAUUUUUCUUGUUUCAUUUGUCGGUUGUUUUUCGUUGAAUUAAAAAUCAAUAAAAUGAUAUUAUUAUUCUUUGCA
Molecule: messenger RNA, 1571 nt
Organism: Polyodon spathula (Mississippi paddlefish)
Lineage: Eukaryota; Metazoa; Chordata; Actinopteri; Acipenseriformes; Polyodontidae
Product: serine/threonine-protein kinase SBK1-like
Exons: 4
Biological process (GO): peptidyl-serine phosphorylation; peptidyl-threonine phosphorylation
Molecular function (GO): protein serine/threonine kinase activity; ATP binding
Source: RefSeq, a predicted model, not a curated record